AUGACGAUGGACAAGCCAUUCGGUUCGUUGGAUGGGGCUCCAAUCGUCACCAAAUUUGCUAUCACGGAGACUGAGAAGCUAGCGGAAAUCAUCGAACGAUACAAGCUGAACAACCGCCCGGUCCCUGAGUACUGUAUAGAAGGCAUCAAGCAAUUGGCAUCCCUUCUGCAGCAAUCCCAACCUGAUUAUAACCUCGAACUUUCCCUUAAACCUGGCUUAGAUCCAGAGGAAAUCGUCAACAACAACCUCGAGAUUGCCUGGUAUCUCUCGGCAUGGCUUUAUUUCUACAACCGCCUCGCGAAAUUCUCCGACGAAGAUGCUCUAUUCCUUAUCGAUGUUCCCUUCUUUGUCGAUGAGAUCUUGAUCUAUCUACUUCGCGCCGAAUCGGUCAAGUCCAUGACUAAACCCAAUAUGUUGCGCCGCCGUGAUCCAGUCACCUUCCCGGCUUUUGUGGCAAGCUGCAAUGCCUCUAAACGCGACCCGUGA
Molecule: messenger RNA, 486 nt
Organism: Penicillium verrucosum
Lineage: Eukaryota; Fungi; Ascomycota; Eurotiomycetes; Eurotiales; Aspergillaceae
Exons: 1
Coding region: 1-486 (161 amino acids)
Source: RefSeq, a predicted model, not a curated record